AUGGAUAUUUUGUAUCUAUGCAAGGAUGUCUUAAAGAUUCAGAAGUUUAGGCGGCUGGCGUCUUAUGCUGGAUUCUAUUCAUUCACUACCCUCGUUACCUAUGCUUACACAAGCAAUACGACAAGGGCUGGCAUUUCGAGGGCUGAUCAGUAUUAUGCCGCCUACCCUUCUGGUACCGACCUGCUGACUGAUACUGCAAAGCUGAUUUCUUUUGUCUGUUUGCAGCUUUACAAGGCUGCGUUGGGUAAUUGUUUCGAAAUAGACGACUGGGGUCCAAUAGAAUUCUCCAUCAUGGCAAAGCAUUUUGACCGGCAAGGCAAACCACCAUAUGCUUACCAUGCUCAAUACAUGUCACACCUUCUAUCCCAUGGCCAGCUCGAUGGAAGUGGUUAA
Triticum turgidum subsp. durum (durum wheat) is the source of this 393-nucleotide messenger RNA. NCBI's taxonomy places the organism in Eukaryota, Viridiplantae, Streptophyta, Magnoliopsida, Poales, Poaceae. The record is from the annotation of a GenBank genome assembly.